UUCCUCUAUGAACCUGCAAAUGUUGUCUCUUUCAUGGAGAAACCAGCUCUUCUGGAGCUGACUAGCCGAUGCUUCUCUCUCCGCGUCUUCAAACAGAUACAGACUCAGCUAAUUUCUCGUCAUCUUCUCCGCGACGAAUCAGUCGUCGACAAAGUCGUCGCCUUUUUCGCCAAAUCCGCAGACUUUGCAUCUUACAGCUGCGUAUUCCUCCCCAGAAUCCUCCCUCCUUCGCUGGGCUCUUUCCCGUACAACACGCUCUUAUCAAGCUACGCAACCUGCGAUAAACCCAGAGUGACGAUCCUCGUUUACCGAACGUUUCUGAGCAAUGGCUUCUCACCGGACACGUACACGUUCCCGCCGCUUUUCAAAGCGUGCGGGAAGUUCUCAGCGAUCGGAGAAGGGAAACAGAUUAAUGGGUCUGUCACGAAGAUGGGUUUCUUGAGCGAUUUGUAUGUGCAGAACUCGCUUCUUCAUUUCUACGGCACGUGCGGAGAUUUAAAAAGUGCGUGUAAAGUGUUCGAUGAAAUGCCUGUGAGAGAUGUUGUUUCAUGGACGGGUGUUAUAUCGGGUUUCUCGAGGGUUGGGUUGUAUAAAGAAGCUUUGAGGAUGUUUUUGAAGAUGGAUGUUGAGCGUGGUUUAGCUACUUAUGUCUGUGCGUUGGUUGCUAGUGGGAGAGUUAGGUGGUUAGGGUUAGGGCAAGGGAUCCAUGGAUUGAUGUUUAAGAAAGCGUUUUUGUUCAGCUUGGAGAUGGGUAAUGCUCUGAUAGAUAUGUAUGUGAAAUGUGAGCAGUUGUGUGAUGCGAGGCGAGUCUUUGGUGAGUUGGGAGUGAAAGAUAAAGUUUCUUGGAACAGUAUGAUUAGUGGGUUGGUUCAGUGUGAAAAGCCUAACGAGGCGAUUGAGUUGUUUUCUCUGAUGCAAACGUCUUCGGAGGUUAAACCAGAUGGGCAUGUUCUUACAAGUGUUCUCUCUGCGUGUGCUAGUUUAGGAGCUGUUGAGUACGGGAGAUGGGUUCAUGAGUAUGUUGUAAGGGCUGGGAUCAAAUGGGAUACGCAUAUCGGAACAGCGGUUGUUGACAUGUAUGCGAAAUGUGGAUGCAUAGAAACAGCUUUGGAGGUUUUCGACGGAAUCAGAAGCAAGAAUGUGUAUACUUGGAACGCUCUGUUAGGUGGUUUAGCUGUCCAUGGACAUGGGCAUGAGUCUCUUAGAUACUUCGAAGAGAUGGUUAAGCUCGGUUUUAAGCCCAAUGAGGUAACUUUUCUUGCGGUUUUAAACGCUUGUUGCCACUCCGGUUUGGUAGAUGAAGGGAGAAGAUAUUUCCAUGAGAUGAAAACAGGAGAAUAUAAUCUGUCUCCUAAGCUAGAGCAUUAUGGAUGCUUGAUUGAUAUGCUUUGUAGAGCUGGGUUGUUAGAUGAAGCGUUGGAGCUUGUUAAAGCGAUGCCGGUUAAACCGGAUGUGCUUAUAUGUGGAGCUAUUCUUAGUGCUUGCAAGAGUAAAGAGACAUUAACGGAGCUUCCUGAAGAGAUAUUAGAUAGUUUUUUGGAGAUGGAGUUUGAAGAUAGUGGCGUUUAUGUGCUACUGUCUAACAUUUUUGCUGCUAACAGAAGAUGGAAUGAUGUUGCUAAGAUUAGGAGAUUGAUGAAGGUUAAAGGUAUCUCAAAGGUUCCAGGAUCAAGUGCUAUAGACGUUAAUUAAUUGGCAUAGGAACAAUGUUCAUGAGUUUCUCGAUUCUUUCUGCCUAAAGCUGAACUUUUCCUCUUCUACUUCACGUUCUUCCUUCUUCUUCAUCUUAUUAUAUGCAUAUACAAUUUAAUAAAUAAAAUAUAAGUUGUCAUGUA
Molecule: messenger RNA, 1835 nt
Organism: Raphanus sativus (radish)
Lineage: Eukaryota; Viridiplantae; Streptophyta; Magnoliopsida; Brassicales; Brassicaceae
Product: pentatricopeptide repeat-containing protein At4g38010
Exons: 1
Coding region: 34-1692 (552 amino acids)
Biological process (GO): RNA modification
Molecular function (GO): protein binding; RNA binding
Source: RefSeq, a predicted model, not a curated record